GUCUAGCACCGAAUACCGAGUCACAUCGGAUGUCGAAUUUAUGGCCAAGGUCUCGUAUGAUCUAUAAGUGAGCCACUUCUUCUUCGUCUUCCAAGUCGAAUUCUCUCAACCUUCCUCGUUCAACCUCUGAACAUUGGCUUCGAUCAUGACGUCUUCCUUUGCCCCCGGGCUCCGGAGGUUACUAUUCCAGGCCACAACCACAGCGUCUGGACCUUCAAAGUUCUUUGUCUGCAACCAAUGCCUUCGAAGUGCUCCCCGGAGCAUGCCCUCGCGCGUUCUCAACGCUGUCCGAUCACGAUCCUAUGCCGAUUCCGCUAUCAACAAGCCAAUUGGAACUAUCGCCGAGCAGGUCUCUGCCCGCGCAUCUCCCUCUGUCUCUCAAGCUACCAAGAAAGCAUGGCCUGAGUCCAACCCGAAGGGUGUGGGCUACUGGCUCCUCGGCAGCGCUGUUAGUGUUUUUGGUAUUGUCGUCUUUGGUGGUCUAACACGUUUGACCGAGUCUGGCCUGAGUAUCACUGAAUGGAGACCUGUCACUGGUUCGCUUCCUCCCAUGUCCAAAGAAGAUUGGGAGUCCGAGUUCGAAAAGUACCGUGCAUCGCCCGAGUUCAAGCUUCUCAACCCUCAUAUGGACCUCGAAGAAUUUAAGAAGAUCUACUUUAUGGAAUGGUUUCACCGUGUCUGGGGUCGCUUCAUUGGCCUGACCUUUGUCAUUCCUACCGCCUACCUCGUCGCUCGUCGCAAAGUUACACCCAAAAUGGCACUGAAUCUUGCUGGAAUCUCUGCAUUGAUUGGUUUCCAGGGUAUCAUCGGCUGGUGGAUGGUCAAGUCUGGUCUCAAGGAUGAUCUGUUUGCUCCUGGCUCUCACCCUCGAGUCUCUCAGUACCGCCUCACCACUCACCUUGCUACCGCCUUUGUCUGCUACUCCUGGAUGCUUCUCUCUGGUUUGACCGUUCUCCGAACUCGUCGCUGGCUCGCGAACCCUGAAGCAGCCAUGAAACAGAUCGCUGCUAUGAGCCAGCCCGGACUUCGCACUAUGCGCCGUGUCGUCUUCGCCCUUGCUACCCUGACCUUCAUUACUGCCAUGUCUGGUGGUCUUGUUGCCGGUCUCGAUGCUGGUCUGAUCUACAACGAAUUCCCUAAGAUGGGUCUUGGUCUCUUCCCACCUAAGCAGGAACUCUGGGACAAGUUCUACUCUCGUAAGGAGGACCAGUCUGAUCUCUGGUGGCGCAACAUGCUCGAGAACCCCAGCACUGUUCAGAUGAACCACCGAAUUCUUGCUGUGACUACCUUCUGCUCCAUUCUCUCGCUCUUCAUCUACGCGCGCACGAGACGUGUCAAGGCUAUCCUCCCCGCCAACAUCAAGAAGGGCGCCGAUGGCCUUUUCCACGUUGUGUCUUUGCAGGUUGCCCUCGGCAUCAGCACUCUCAUCUAUAUGGUACCAAUUUCCCUCGCCGCAGCUCAUCAGGCGGGUGCUCUUGGUGUGUUGACCAUGGCUCUGGUUUUGGCUCACAGACUACAUAUUCCCAAGCCCACUCUUCGUCUCCUUGAGCAGCGAUUGAAGCAGGCUGCUGCCAAAUAAACGAAUUGGUGGCGUUGUAAGAUGCCGAAGAACAGCAUGUAUAUUAUUCUUGUACAAUAUGGUACCCAAUAGCAUCAAUAGAAUAACGAAACGGAAAGCUGGUAAGCUAGCCAAACGACACAUAUAAUGAACAUCUUGGAUACACUCGACUCUUAGAAGAAUUCUUAACAUGGUUUUAUAAAAGCAUUUUAUUUUCUUUCUAAUUCCAUCAGACUGGAAAUCUGACCAUUCUUAUGUCGUUGUCACAGCGUAAAAUCAUGCAAUCCAACUUAUCAGUUAACCCAGUAAAUCCCGUUUUCCCGUUUUACUUGUGAGCUACACAAAUAAGUUAGUAAUUUAUCCUCGGUUUCAAGAGUGGUCAUACUUACCAAUGCCCUCCUCAGGCAUGGGCUCGAUGCCAACAACCUCGGCGGCAAGCUUCUUCUGCUCCAGCUUAUCAUCCUUCAUGAAGGGGAAAGCAAGAACCUCACGGAUGGUGUAGUUAUCAGUCAAGAACAUGACCAUUCGGUCGAUACCCAUGCCCCAACCACCAGUAGGAGGCAGACCAUAUUCAAGCGAGGUACAGAAGUUCUCGUCAAUGAGCUGAGCCUCGUCAUCACCCUGGUCCUUCUGGCGAGCCUGCUCCUCAAAACGCAGACGCUGGUCAAAGGGAUCGUUCAACUCAGUGUAGGCAUUGGCGAUCUCCUUCUUGCAAACGAAGGCCUCGAAACGCUCGCACAGACCGGGAAUCUCACGGUGGUACUUGGCAAGAGGGCUCAUGACUUGAGGGUGACCAGUGAUGAAAGAGGGGUUGACACACUUCUCCUCGAUGAACUCACCGACCAGCUUGUCAAUCAUGCGGGCGUUGGUGAGAGGAGGUGUGCACUCCAGGUUCAUCUUCUUGAGGACCUUCUUGAGGAACUCGUUGGUCUCUUGUGUGUGGAGCUGGUCGCCAGGAGGGAACUUCUCUCCGGUGGCCUCCUCCAGGGUGGGAAUCAUCUCAUAUCGGGGCCAGGGCUUUUCCCAGUUGACCUCGUACUUCUCGCCGGUCUGGGUGUGGAAGGUGGUCUUGUAGCCACCGGUAAGGUACUUGACAAGGCCAGAAACCAUGUCCUCAGUGAUGUCCAUCAGGUCGUUGACAUCAGCGUAGGCCUGAUAGAACUCAAUGGUAGUGAACUCAGGGUUGUGGGUGAGAUCAGCACCCUCGUUUCGGAACUGACGUCCAAUCUCGUACACGCGGUUAAGGCCACCAACAACAAGCAUCUUGAGGUAUAGCUCAGGAGCGACACGCAUGAACAUCUGCAUGUCGUACUCAUUAUGGUGAGUAGUGAAGGGCUUAGCAGUGGCACCGCCAGCAAUCUGGUUCAUCAUGGGAGUCUCAACCUCGACGAAGUCACGCUCGUCGAAGUAUCGGCGGAUCCAGGUGAUCAUCUUGGAUCGAGUGAUGAAGACAUUACGGGCCUUCUCGUUGCAGAUAAGAUCGAGAUAUCGCUUGCGGUAUCGCUGCUCGAGAUCCUUGAAGCCGUAGUGAUCAUCAGGGAGGGCAUGGAGACAAGGAGUCAGGAGGACGACCUCAGUCGCGAAGAUUGACAGCUCACCCUCCUCUCCCUUCUCGAUCUUGGUCUUAGGGGCAGUUCUACAGUUAAUUAGUAUGUGUUCCGGUUCUAGGAUAGUUAGUAACUUACCGGCCGGGGUAGCCAAUAACACCAAUGAUAUCACCUCGGCGGAGGUGCUCGUGCUGGGCAUCAAAAGCGGGAGCUCCCUCUCGCACCUCUUGCGCUUGGCACAUAAUCUGGACCUUGACGCCCUCUGUUCGGACAUCAUAGAAAAGAAGCUUGGAGCCGGAUGCUCGCUUUCCGUGGACACGGGCACCGAUCUGGAUGAUCUUGUCCUUGGCAUGCUCGCCAGACUUGAGGUGGCCAAACUCCUUGACAAAGUUUCGCAGGUCGUAUGUGACGUUGAACUUAUGAGGGUAAGGGUUGGGGCUCUUGGUCUCGCGGAGCUUGUUGAUGUUCCUUGAUCGAAUCUCGAAGUACUGGUUGGGAGUGAGGUCCUUCUCGGCAGCCUCAGCACCACCAGCAGCCUUCUUGGGAGCAGGAGCAGGACCGCGCUCAGCAGCCUUCUUCUUCUUUUCUUCCUCCUUCUGGCGGGCCUUCUGGCGCUUCUUCAACUCGGUCUUGGAGACCUUCUCACCAGUUACCUCAUCGAGGUGCAGGUUGGAGACCUGCUCGGUCGGGGGGGCAGCAGCGUCAGCCAUGAUUGCGUCUCGUUUCGCGGUGGGGAUAAUUGAAAUGGCAGAUCUCCAAAUCAGGCGACAGUUCCUGAUUUAAGUCUCUGCUGCCGGCAAAUUGAGUCAAGCCGUGAUGGAUGUGGUGAGUCAGUGGAAACAGUCAGGGCAUUGGAGGGGCAGAAGAAAUCCAUUGGUUUGGGCGCCACAAUCGCGGGGUAAAUUUUCAGUCAGGCAUUCAUUCUUGAGCGAGCUCAGCCACAGAUAAAAUCAUUGGUAGAAAUGUCUAUAUACGGCAAAAGACCACGAGAACGAAGCAAGAGAAGUAGUGAGCUCUCCGAAUUGGUCAUAUUAUUGAAUCAUGAGCAAGAUGUAUCUAGCUCUGAGUCUUCGUCAUUACUUAUAUGUAUUUUUGUUAGCC
Molecule: messenger RNA, 4206 nt
Organism: Fusarium odoratissimum NRRL 54006
Lineage: Eukaryota; Fungi; Ascomycota; Sordariomycetes; Hypocreales; Nectriaceae
Product: cytochrome c oxidase assembly protein subunit 15
Exons: 2
Coding region: 146-1579 (477 amino acids)
Biological process (GO): heme A biosynthetic process
Cellular component (GO): mitochondrial inner membrane
Molecular function (GO): oxidoreductase activity, acting on NAD(P)H, heme protein as acceptor
Source: RefSeq, a predicted model, not a curated record